This is a messenger RNA of Cladocopium goreaui, 2736 nucleotides long. The record is from the annotation of a GenBank genome assembly. NCBI's taxonomy places the organism in Eukaryota, Dinophyceae, Suessiales, Symbiodiniaceae.
AUGGAGGCCGACAGGGGAGGGCUAGCUGCUCGGGUGCCCGAGUGGUUAGCCCAAUGGAUGGCCUGUCCAAUGCCCCAGGAGGAUGACGGAAAGAGGCUUCGGGUGGCUAAGUGCUCGGAUCCGGCCGUUGCAGCACUCCUUUGCGGCUCCUACAAGUACGCUGGAUUUCAGAACCACGGCAAAGUGGUUUACUUGAAGGAGGUGUCAGAGGAAAGUCCCGAGGCUUUCUACCUCUAUUUUUGGUCGGAUGACGUGCCCGACUUUCAGGGUUGGUGGUUCGGGCCCGCCGUGGGCGGCGACAAAGUGGUGGCCUUCCAUCCGGACGCUGAAAGCAGUGAUGCACCACCACAGUCAGGCUGGCGCGUGCCAUUCCAUGGAGAGGUGGAUCCCAACUUCGAAGUGACUGGACAGCAAGAAACUGCCGAGAAAGAUGCACCAGCCACAGCGGUUCCACUCGAGGAGGUUCCUGACGAAGCAGAAAAGGCUGUGACUGCAGAGGAGGUUCCUGACGAAGCAGAAAAGGCUGUGACUGCAGAGGUGAAACAGAGCCACCAAGAGACUCAAGAGACCAACGCUCAAGUCGAUGGCCGGACAACGGUAGAGGCCGGGGCUUCCGCGGAGACCGUCACCGGUGUCACAAAUGACGAAGAGGGCCUGGCUGAGCUAACGCUGCAGCCUGCAGCCCUGGCUGGUCUCCCAGCCCGGUCUCCGCGGCCGCGGUCAACAAGGAGUUUCCUGCGCGGGCGCAUGCUGAAAGCGAUGAAGCGGGUUCCGAAAGAGCUGAUCCAACAGGAGGGCCAAGCACUUCUCGCUGGCAACUCUGGAAGUGCCUUGCUGGAUGCCCUCCGGGGCCUGUUGCAACGCUACACCGCCACGGAACUCUUCCGCUGCACCGCUUCCUCCGCGGAGGGCCCCGCGAGCGCCGCGACCGCGGGCACCGUGGGCAUGGACGACCUGGACGAGCUGCUGCUGCGGUCUGAGGUGACGCUGCCGUUGGAGGCCUUGGUUUCUAUUUGGCAUGCUGCACUGCAUGAGGUGGGUUGCGUUGAUGUCUCCAAAGAAGCGGCCCCCGGCCUUCGCUUGGGCUACAUGCAGUUCACUCGAGCUUUCUCUAAAGGUUCUGCGGAGGAGGUCGGAGGAGGCAGCUCUGUGGCUGCACCGCCUGUGGCAAACUUCUCCUUUAAGGCCAAAGGCCGGCACUACCGGCAGGAUCGGCACCGUCGGCUUCCGCCGCUCUUCUCGUCCUUGUCGGCCUCGUCGGCCUUGUCGGAGAAAUGGGAUCCUCUCCGUGAGAGGUCGCCAGGCUUUCUGAGGACGCUGACACAUUUGGUGAGCGACCUGGAUGAAGGCAGUGUGAGGCUGGGUGCGCAGAGGAUUGCAGGUGUCUUCAAGGAGAGACAUCGACGCCGCCGACGCAAUCUUGCAGCAGAUUCGCCGAAGGCCAGGAUGGCCGACGAUUUCGACCUUGCAGAGAUCAUCCGGGAGUGGCAUGGCAUCAAGAGUUCCCUUGGACCUCGAUGUGUUGUCGUUGAAUAUCCCUUGACGCAAGAUUGGCAGAACGAUGUGCAAGUGGAGGAGGUACUUCAGACGAGGCGUGUUCAUCAGCUGAUCGAUGGCGUGCCCAGCUGCAGCUUUCAGGAGUUUACAGACCUGGUGGUGGUGGCGGUUUGUGAAGAUGGACCGGCACAGCGCCGCGGCAUCAAAGACGGAGACCGCUUGGUGAGCAUAGGUGUUCGUUCCGAGUCCUGGAACGAGAUGGGCGGAUGCUGGCAUGAGCCUCCUCAGCGGCUGCAGACUUUGGCCUUUGAGGUGAACGACGCGUCGCCGUCAAGGCCGCCAACGCGUGGCGGCCUGUUAGCACAACUGCUUAUGGCAGCCGGUGGACCUGGAGCGGGCAAGGAGGAUUUUUCUACCUUUGUUGCGUUGCUCCGGGGCGUGGGAGUCAUGGACACCCGGGUGGAGCGAAUGGCUUGGGAGGCGGUCCAAAGCUUCCAAUGCCGCAUGCGGCAGCGGUGCACGCGACAAGAGGUGCUGUUGGCACUGGAGAUCUCUGGCGCAGCGCCAUCGGAAGAUGCUGCAGAGUGUUUGGUGGAUGCAUUGCUGGAAACCGAAGCGGAGCAGGGGCCAAUGAGAAGGAUUCGCAAACCUCAGUGGACACAAGCUCCAUCUCCGAGCGGUGCCGCUUCCCUAGGCGCUUUGCCCGAUCACAUGCGAUCUGGCUGUCCAAUUUGCGAGGUGUGCGGUGGCCGUGGCCACAGCAAAAGCGCGCCACAUUUGGUGUCCAAGCGUAGUGAAACCUGGUGCCAGCGGCCCUUGCCCAAGUUCUGGGGUGGAGUUUGUGGAGGUGAAGGACACGAGCCCUGGCAGUGUCCGGGGCUUCAUCAGGACCCACUGGGCGUGCCUCGCUGUUGGAAGUGCCUGGGCCGUUUGCCCAGCCUUUCACACGAAGGAGAGCAUCCGGAGGUGAACCCCUUCUUGGCGCAACACUUGCCCUGCGAGAUCUGUAGCGGCCUGGGACACACUUGGAGAUGCUGUCCACAUAUGGAUGGUGUCGACACAGUAGAUAUCCGUCAGUUCGAGUGCCUGCGUGGCGCCUUCAACGCAGAAAGCCUGUAUCGAAGACUUUCAGGUAAAAGGUUAUAUUUGAUAUAUAUAGCUAUAUACGCAUCAAGCAGUGCAGUUUCAGAAGAUAAGGGCCGAAUGCCAAAAGGAAGAAUGUGCCUAGAGAACGUCUGA